This is a messenger RNA of Helobdella robusta, 2386 nucleotides long. RefSeq lists its product as hypothetical. The coding region runs from base 88 to 2226 and encodes 712 amino acids. The transcript has 19 exons. Gene Ontology annotation, biological process: autophagy of mitochondrion; piecemeal microautophagy of the nucleus; C-terminal protein lipidation. The record is from RefSeq and is a predicted model, not a curated record. NCBI's taxonomy places the organism in Eukaryota, Metazoa, Annelida, Clitellata, Rhynchobdellida, Glossiphoniidae. Gene Ontology annotation, molecular function: Atg12 activating enzyme activity; Atg8 activating enzyme activity. Gene Ontology annotation, cellular component: cytoplasm; phagophore assembly site.
UUUAUUUUAAACCACAUAACUAGAAUAAACUAAGUGUUAAUUAAAGUUUAAAAAAUUUGUAAUUUCCAUUUUUAAACAUUUCCAAACAUGGCGAAUAAUAUGGAUGAUGAAGAUAAAAAGAAAAAAACCGACACUCAGGAGUUAAAAAAUGUGAAGUUUCUCCCAUUCUCUAGCUGUAUGGAUCCGGGUUUCUGGAACAAACUUUGCCAACAGAAACUUAAUGAAUAUCGAUUGAGUGAGGAUGCCAUCCCCAUCAAAGGAUACUACUGUAACUAUUUAGCAGAAAACUUACCAUCUUUCCUCAACAUUGACCACAGUGCGUGGGACAUAGACGACGAUGUUGGUACCAAACAUUAUAAAGUCCUUGGCAGUCUAAAAAUCUUAAACACCAUUGAAGACUUUAAAAAUUUCAAUUACACCAAACAUCUAGAAGAUGAAGGAAGAAUGAUAUGGUCAGAGGUAAUGACAAAAGGUCCAUUUAAAGACCCAUCUUUGUUAAAUAGAUUUUCAUUGGUUACAUUCCCCAAUUUGAAAAAGUUCACUUUUCACUACUGGUGCUUAUUCCCGUCCCUCUGUCCUAAUAAAAAAUUUACCAUCGAAGGCCAUCCUGUCAAUGUCAAUGAUUGUUUCAGCUUGGACAAGAUGCAGAAGUUUGUGGAAAAUUAUGACAAGUUUAAGAAUGAACUUCUACAGCAUCAGCAGUCUAAAAAUUCGUGUUGUGCUUUCCUAAUAGACGAGAAUGACAUGAACGUUCAUCCAUUUAGUUACAUUCAGUCACUGAAUGAGGAAGAAAAGAAAGAUCAUAAAAUUAUGUUAGGAUUUGCCGAUCCAUCGACUGCGAAUUCAAAACCAGGCUGGUCGCUAAGAAAUCUCCUUGUACUGCUGUCCACUCAUUGUUAUGAUUUACUGAAUGGUAAGGUCAGAGUUCUCUGUCUUCGAGAUAGGACGAGCAAUGGUGUUAGGCACAUUAGUCAUAGUAUUGUCCUUAAUGUCUGUCUUGUUCGUAUUGAUCCACAAUCUGACUGUCCAAAUGUGAUUGGCUGGGAGAGAAACAGCAAGGAACAAUUAGGACCUAGGUUUUUAGAUCUCAGCUCUGGCAUGGACCCUUACAAUUUAUCAGAAUCAGCUGUUGACUUGAACUUGAAGUUGAUGAAGUGGCGUCUGGUCCCUGACCUCGACCUUGAAGUUAUUUCAAAUUCACGAUGCUUGUUACUGGGUUCUGGCACGCUGGGCUGUAACGUUGCGAGAUGCUUAUUGGGCUGGGGUGUUAGGAACAUAACAUUCGUCGACAACGCUCGAGUUUCGUACAGCAACCCAGUCAGGCAGUCUCUUUUUAAUUUCAGUGAUUGUCUAGAUGGCGGGAAGCCUAAGGUUGCAUGCGCUGCAGCUUCUAUCAAACAAAUAUUCCCUUUGGCGAAUGCGGUCGGCAUCAAUCUAUUUAUUCCUAUGCCUGGUCACCCCAUUCCAGGUAUCAACAUCUCACAACUGCACGAUAGCACGUGCCAAGACAUAACACACCUCAUCGAACUCAUCCGCGCUCAUGACGUCAUCUUCUUACUGAUGGACACCAGGGAAAGUCGCUGGCUACCUACACUGCUCGGAAGAUCGAUGGAAAAGAUUGUCUUGAAUGUGGCCCUCGGAUUCGACAGCUACCUAAUCAUGAGGCACGGGGUAGGCUUCUCAGAGGUCACCAAGUCGGAUGGGGUGGAGGGUGCUUGGAAGGUUGUGCCUGGCUCGCAGCUGGGAUGCUACUUCUGUAAUGAUAUCUUCUCCCCUGGAAAUUCGCACCUAGACAGAUCAUUGGAUCAGCAGUGCACAGUAACGAGGCUGGGUGUGCCUUAUGUGGCUGCCUCCCUGGCUGUCGAGUUGCUUGUGUCGCUACUUAAUCAUCCACUUAAAGGUCAGGCUAGCGCCGAAAUUGUAAAUGAAUCGGUCGAUGGCCUACCUGACUCCAAGGAGGUUUCCAUUCUGGGAGCCAUACCUCAUCAGAUAAGAGGUUUUUUGUCGAAUUUUUGCAACAUUAUGCCAGUCUGCAGAUCAUUUAACAUGUGCACGGCCUGCUCACAACCUGUUCUGGAAGCGUACAAACGAGACGGUAUCGAGUUUCUCGUCAAAUCCAUCAAUGAGCCAUCUUCAUUGGAGGAAUUGACCGGCCUGACUAAACUCCACACAGAUACUAAGGAUAUUAAGAUAGAAGAAUUGAGUGAUAAUGAAGUCUCUGACUAACGAACUAGUGACUUGUGACUUGUGUCUUGCUCCUGAGUUUUAUACUAAAAUUUCUCAAAGUGAUGCAUGUACAUACACACUACUACACGUACACACACAAUACUGUCCAUUUUUUAGUCUCAUGUUUUUUUAUAACUAAAUAUAAAUUUUCAAAAACUGA